AUGUCAAGUGCUCAACAAGAAUUCUCCCAUGCCCAAGCCCAAGGCCAGACUCAGGGUAAGGCAGAAGAAUGGGUUCAAUCCACCAAGGAAUCCGCCUCUGCAGCUGCCGAGCAUGCUCAGGUAACUGCUGGGCACGUUGCUGACCGUGUUCAUGCAGCCAAUCAGCAGGCUCAUGCACAUGCUGAAGAGGCGGCCGACCGCGCUCAUUCAACUACCGGACAGCAUGCCCAGGCAGCUACUGGACAGGCUGCUGACCAUGCCCACUCAGCUGCUGGACAGGCUGCCGAGCAUGCUCAUGCAGCAGCUAACACAACUGGACAGACUGCUGAAAAAAACAAGGAGGAAGCUGCUGGUUUUCUCCAACAGACUGGAGAGCAAGUGAAGAACAUGGCUCAUGGUGCUGUGGAGACCGUGAAGCACACCCUUGGAAUGGACAAGAAGUGA
Lathyrus sativus (Indian pea) is the source of this 444-nucleotide messenger RNA. NCBI's taxonomy places the organism in Eukaryota, Viridiplantae, Streptophyta, Magnoliopsida, Fabales, Fabaceae. The record is from the annotation of a GenBank genome assembly.